Messenger RNA from Suillus clintonianus, 960 nucleotides. RefSeq lists its product as uncharacterized. Lineage: Eukaryota; Fungi; Basidiomycota; Agaricomycetes; Boletales; Suillaceae. Bases 1 to 960 code for a protein of 319 amino acids. The transcript is spliced from 7 exons. The record is from RefSeq and is a predicted model, not a curated record.
AUGCCUGUAGCUCGCGUCCCGCUGGACGUCGCUGUCAUCAUGUCAACAGUUCUGGAAGGCAUUUUAUACGGCUUCUCAGCUCUCAUGUUUAUAGGUACCAUCUGGAUGUUCACCUACAAACAUCGCAUGCGGGACGUCAAUCGUCCAAUCGCUGCGGUUGCUACCCUGUUGCUCGUACUGAGUACUGCGCACAUAAUCGUAGGCAUCAUUCAUCUUGAGGAUGGACUGGUGAAGUAUCGCGAUACGUUCCCAGGCGGUCCAGCGGCGUUUUUCGCAUACGCUCCGCAACCAACAUUUGUGGCUAAGAAUGCCAUAUACAUAUUACAAACCCUGGUUGGCGACGGAGUGGUUAUUUAUCGAUGUUACGUUGUUUGGCAAUCUGUCUGGAUUAUCGUCAUACCAUGCAUAAUGUGGUGCGGUGUCGCAGCGUGUAGCGUUUGUAUGGUCUACUCCUUUUCGCAAGCGUCGAUUAGCGAUGUCGAAAAUUUCUUCACCAGCAAGCUUGGACAUUGGGUCGCAGCAUUUCUUACAUCCACACUUGCAACGAAUGUGUUGAGUACCGGAUUAUUGGCAUAUCGUAUCUGGAUGGUCGAACGCAGGGUCUCUGCAAUUCGCGUUACGAAGGGCAACAUGCCUAUAUUGCGCGUGUUCAUCGAUGCUGCUAUUAUGUACUCGGCAGCGCUUUGCUCCUCACUAAUAUGUUUCGCUCUCGCAAAUGAUGGCCUAUAUGUCAUAGGAGACGUGAUCAACCCGAUCAUUUCCAUUGCCUUCUACAUGGUGUUUAUUCGCGUCGCCACCAGUCGAAACGAUAAAAAUUACAUUUCGACUGUCGGUGGUGGGACAACUGAGACAGAACGAAGCACAUCACAACGAUACCCCAUGAAUAAUACGUACAGGCAGAAUGAUAUACCCUUCUUGGUUGAUAGCCCGGAACUAGAAGGGAAACGUCCAGUAGUGUAG